GCUACUAAAAUACUAAAGCUACAAACGAAACUCGUCGACGUCGUCUGUCGGUCUGCGUCGCGUAUACGCCUCUGUGUUCAACGUGCACGCGGUGCAUUGCACACAUCCUUGUAACUGAUCGAUAAUAGAUAGCGGUAGACUCUACGAGCACGAGUCAUAACUUAUGUCGGCGUAACUUCUUGCACCGGAGACGAGCGCUGUCUGCUUCCAGUUUCAUCGUGUUAUGAUGCGACAGUAUCAAUUGACGCGGCGUGUUCCAUAAAGAAAUACUUCUUUCGAAACAGUGUGAGAAGACUGAGAGCCGUGUAUCUCGUCUGCUGAACCCGGUGAGAACGAAGAUGGCCUUUUUCCGCCAGCUGGGCGUAUUCCUGUGGAGAGACCUGUGGGUGUACCGUGUGAAACGACACUACAUCGUAGCCCUCUUGGAGGUGGCCGUUCCGCUGCUACUGGUCGGGAUUCUUGUCUGGAUCAGCCAGAUGAACGGCAAGAACGACUCCGGCCACAUCGUCCGGGUGGGUCCCACCCUGUACCCGGAGUUCACUCCAAGCGUGACCCUCCCGUUGCCCCGGAGUCCCCUGUACGCACCGAACGGGACGUACACCACGGCUCUCAUGGAAGCGGUGUUUGGGAAAGGAGCCAAAGGAUUUCCGACCCAAGAUGCCAUGUAUGACUUCAUAGCACGCGAUGCCCUCCAGCCCGGCAGCAAAGGCCUGCAGCUGGCCGUGGUGUUCCCUGCAGCAUCCGCCGGUGGUUCCGUACCCCAUGACCUCCGCUAUACCGUUCGCUUCAACAACACUUUCGUCCACUUCGAUACGAACCAACGCUACAGUAUUGGAGAAUCAAAUGGGCCACGUCCUGAAGAUAAAGCCUACGAAGGAUUAUUCUGGGGACUUCAAAACAGAAUUUUUAGCACUCAUCUGGAGCUCCUGAACACGUCGGGAAAGCUGAUAAAAGAACCACCUGAGGUGACAAUGAACCGAUUUCCUUACCCGGAAUACAACUCCAAUAGCGGCAGCAGCAUGGUCAUCAUGCAGAUCGUCCCCUUCAUGGUCGGCUUCCUGGUUUUCGGUCUCGUGUUCGUGAGCCGUCUCAUCAGAGAGAAAUCUAGCAGGAUUCGCGAGCUGAUGAGAAUGAUGGGCCUGAGCGACUGGGUCUAUUGGCUGGGCAGCUUCUCCAAUGGAUUCGUCAUUAUGGCCACAGUCUCUGUCAUUCUGGUUGUGCUGCUCAAGGUGGAAGUGGCACCAAACGUUGCAGUCCUCUACUUCACCGAUUUCUCCUUGCUCCUUGUCAUUCUUCUGCUGUACUCCGUAGCUUCUCUGCUCUUCCUCCUCCUCUUCACCAUCAUCUUCAACAGCCCUGUUGUUGGUGUCGUGUUCUCCGUGAUCGGAUGGGUGGUGAGCUACGCAGUGCCCACUACUCUCCUGGACCCACAGGGUAGCGACCGCUACUACACCCUCAGCGCAAAGGCCAAGCUCUUGACUUCCCUGCUUCCAAACACGGGACUUCAUUGGUGUUUUCGCCUCAUUAAUUUUCUGGAAGUGCAAGGUAUUGGUGCGUCGUGGUCAAACCUGUAUGUCCCAGCAGUGCCUGCGGACAACAUCGUGCUCGGUCAGGUGAUGCUGCUGAUGCUGGCAUCCACCUUCUUGUAUUCCUUUCUCAUCUGGUACCUCGAUAACGUCUGGCCGUAUCAGUACGGCAUACCUAAGCACCCUUUAUAUUUUUUGCAGAUAUCUUACUGGAGGCCUCCCAUAGAAGACUACAACGAAGUGCUAGAGUCUCUACGUGAUGACAAGGAUGACGUUGAUUCCAUUGAGCCCGCGCCGGCUGAUGCACAUGUCAGCAUUCAACUCUUCAAGGUCACGAAGGAGUUUCACGGUGCUGAAAAGAAAGCUGUGGAUGAUCUGUCGCUGAAGAUGUAUCAGGGCCAGAUUACAGCUCUUCUGGGACACAACGGUGCAGGAAAGACGACCACCAUGAACAUGAUUACUGGUCUCUUUCCACCCACAAGGGGCCACAUCAGCAUCAACGGUCACAACAUCCUCAGGUCCACUAAGAGGGCCCGUGAAGACCUUGGCCUUUGUCCACAGCACAACGUCCUCUUUGAUGAGAUGACAGUGCAAGAGCACCUCUACUUCUUCCUAAGUUUAAAGAAGGGCCGUGGCCUCUCGUGGCGCGAAGAAGUGGAUCAAGUACUGACGGAUCUGAAUCUUGGAGACAAAAGGCACACACAGGCACGAAAUCUCUCUGGUGGAAUGAAAAGGAAGCUCUCUCUGGGCAAUGCCAUCAUUGGUGGUUCCAAGACGCUGAUUCUGGAUGAGCCGACGGCUGGUAUGGACCCUCAGGCGAGACGAGCCGUGUGGACGUUGCUUCAGCGGCUGAGGAUGGACUGCACCAUCUUACUCACCACUCAUUACAUGGAGGAGGCGGAUGCACUCGGGGAUCGCAUCGCCUUUUUGGCACACGGACGUCUGCGCUGCUGCGGGUCGGCGCUCUUCCUCAAAAAGAAAUUUGGUACGGGAUACAGGAUGCGAAUUGCCCGGAGCGGAGACUGCGACGUUACUGCCCUGACUGAGACCGUUGAGCGCAUGGUGCCCUCUAGUGAGCUGGUGUCAGAUGUUGGCAGCGAAGUCAUCUUCAACCUCGGAUUCCCCCCUGCUGCAAAAAUGGUGCUUCUCUUCAAAGAGUUGGAGGAUCACAAGACAAAACAUGGCAUCACCAGCAUGGGUGUAUCUGUCACGACCAUGGAAGACGUUUUCAUCAGGGUGGGUGAGCUAUCUGACACGGAUACAACAACCUUGACUACAGAAUACGGAUCUAUUGAGCUGCCCAAUGGUUUUGGCAGCAGUUCUUCAGACGAACCUGUCACAUGGGAACCGCACCAACACGUCACGGGCGUGACUCUCCUCCUCCAGCAGACGCGGGCGAUGUUCCUCAAACGGAUCUACUCCGCCUAUCGACACUACUACCUCAUCGUCUUCAUGCUGCUCGUGCCAGUGCUCAUCGUCACCCUCUACUGCUGGAUUGGACGCGAGAGCGUUCAGGACCAAGACCACUCCAUCACCUACGACGUCGGCGACGUCUUCGGGACCACCGUCGGCUUUCUCGGGUUGAACACGACCGAGCUGGCAGACUUCGGCACCAAGAUUUAUGGGCCCGCAAUGGCGGAUGAAAAGGUGCAGGUGAAACGCCUGAAGGGAGCUCCGGACGACUUUCUCCUGGACGUUGCCCGGAGGGAUCUGACGGAGUACAGCAAGGAUUACCUCGUCGGUGGUGUUGCAAACGGCAGCCGAGUGGUGGCGUGGUACAACGGAGAGCCUCAUCACGUAGGAGCCAUGUCUCUCAACCUGGCGCACGAAGCGGUUCUGCGCUUUGUGACUGGGAACGCAUCCGCGUCCGUGACCGUGAUGAACGACCCGUUCGCGGGAGACAUGUUCACCGGAUUGGCUGUCAUUACGGAUGGUUUGGUCAUACGUCUCGUGGCAGCCAUAUUCAUCCCAUCGGCCUUGUCCUUCCUGUCUUCCUCCUUUGUCCUAUUUCCGACCGAAGAACGUGUGUCGAAAGCCAAACUUCUUCAGCUGAUGGCUGGUGUACCCAUCUGGCUCUUCUGGGCUGUUUCUUUCAUGUGGGACUUCCUGCUGCAUGCCAUCUGCUGCAGUAUCAUCAUGUUGCCCCUUUUUAUUAUCAAUCCCAAAGGUGCCUUCCUCUCCAGUGCCCAAGUGGGAGGCCCAGUGUAUGUUCUGCUGCUUGCGUAUGGAUGGGCUUCAAUUCCCCUGAGUUACUUUUAUUCCUUCAUCAAGAAGAAGCCAUCUUCAGCAUACGCUUUACUCACCACAGUGAACGUACUAGUCGGUGUGAUCCCGUCCUUGGUGAUGACAAUCCUCUACUUCAUGGUCAACAUGCAGGUCCCCCUGAACAAGGCAUCCCUCGACAACGCCCUCUGGUUUUUCAGGCUCAUACCAAACUUUGCUCUAACUUGGGGGUUCGCCAACUUGAACCUGAUUGGAAUGGACCCCUGGGUGUGUAGCCGCAUUCCCAACAAGGCCGCCGUUUGCGAUGGUCCCACAAAGGACUUGGGCUUCAAGGCUUGUUGCAACCCAUGUCCGCAAGGAAGCAGCGAACAGUUCUGCUACAUUCCUCGUGAUCCCCUGGAGUGGGACAUCAACGCUGCUGGUCCAGACGUCUGCUUUAUGCUCUUUGUUGGGGCGGGACUCUUUGUGCUGCUGCUGCUCAUGGAUUCGUGGCUGGGCAUCCUUUGUGAAUCUCUCUGGAGCAGACUCUCCACCAUGUGCUCCUCAAAGAAGACGCUCGUCGACGCCGACGGUACAAUCGGCGGAGCCAAGUACGAAGACGGGGAAGUCACGGCGGAGCACCACUACGUAGAGCAGCUCGUCCAAUCAGGCCAGGCUUCGAGCCAGGCCCUCGUCGCGUUCAACCUCACCAGGAGCUUUGGCUCACUAGUGGCAGUGGACAACCUGUCAUUCCACGUGAUGCAGCACGAGUGCUUUGGCCUCUUGGGUGUUAACGGCGCAGGGAAGACCACCACAUUCCGAAUGCUGACGGGAGACUUGAGCCCAUCGUCUGGAAAUGCCUUCAUCGGCAGUGCUGACCUAAAGCACCAGUUGAAAAAGUUCCAGUCGGCCAUUGGUUACUGCCCCCAGUUUGACGCGCAGCUCAACAAGCUCUCUGGCCGAGAAACGUUGGAGAUGUUUGCCCUGCUGCGUGGUGUCCCGUCUGACGUGGUGGCCGGAGUCGUCAGUGAGAUGAUUGAUCUGUGUGAUCUCAAGGAGCACGCAAACAAAACUACAGAGAACUACAGCGGAGGCACGAAGCGGAAACUGUCCAUUGGCAUGGCUCUGAUUGGACGUCCUCCAGUCAUCUUCUUUGACGAACCCACAGCGGGAGUGGAUCCUGCAGCUCGUAGACGAAUCUGGCACGGGCUGCAGGAAAUGCAGGGAGCUACAGGAGCUGCCUAUGUUCUCACUAGUCACAGCAUGGAAGAGUGCGAGGCAUUGUGCCAGCGCCUCAGUAUCAUGGUUAACGGCACUUUCCGGUGCCUCGGUUCGACGCAGCAUUUAAAAGCCAAGUUUGGGCAAGGUUUUACCGUUCUAGUCAAACUUAGUCCAGGAGAUUCCCUGGAGGUGGCCACAACGUCUGCAACCAUUUCGUCCCUCUGUGCCAGGAUGGAGGAAGAGUUCCCCGGUGCUUGGGAACUGAAGGACAGUCACCAGUGCCUGUUGCACUUCCACCUGCACGAUACGAAUCUGAAAUGGAGUCAUCUGUUUGAACGAAUGGAAGCCCUGAAGCAGGAGCUCGGCUACGAGGACUACGUCGUGAGCGACACAACACUAGAGCAGAUCUUCCUCGCCUUUGCCAGGACUCAGAGGGAGAGCGAAAAAGAAGUUGUCGUCUGAUGAAGCCUGACCAGCACCAGAGUGGCUGCAGUAAUGGCUAGUAGUUAGGCUUAAGUGAAUUUCACCUAAGUUGCAUACACGGCACCAGAACAUACACAUUCUUAUAGCUCUCAUUGUCAGGGAAAUUCCUAGAGUGGGUGCGCUAGUCUCCCCGAAUGAAACUGCAAAAUGACUACAGACUUUCUCAGCAGUGCUGAUGCAGAUGGGUCGAUGCUUAGACAAAAGAGCUACGUGCUUGGGACAUGUUCUUGUUAGUAAGGACCAGUGUAGGUGUCGGGCUCGUUAGGUUUCACGCUGUUUAGUCCCAAGGCUCUAGGCCUACUUGCCAUUUUGCACCCCAGACAGUGUUUGCAAACAUGUGAAAGCACAGGUUCCAUACCAGUGAUAAGAACUUGAGGAAGCUUCUUUGUAUGCCAUAUCUCUGUAGAGGUCAUGUAGGACUCUUCUGUAAACUUUACUGCGAUUGUAAAGCACGAUUUUCACUCAUAAUCAUUUCCAUUUAUUUUUGGUACUUAGAGCUUCUGGUUCUUGUGUCAAAAUCCAUACACAAUGGCCUCCAUUUUGCACCUGUAUCACGUUCCAUGUUGCCUUUUACUACAUGGCCGCGGCACCACAUACAGGUACUGUGUACUGUGUACCGCUGCUUACAGUGCUGAUAUCUAUGCCCUGCCUCCAAAAUGUGCCUCAGUCUUGUGCUUAUGUUACCGCGAAUGUAUUGCAUAGCGAGCGUAAGACUGCCUUUCAGCGAUGACUGUUUCACCAGUAGCGUUGUCUACGUAUAUGAUAUGCUCUCGCAUUCAAACUGGGCUUUUGAGAAUGUUUUGAAUUCUAUUUUUACAGUCCAAACUUCCACAUUAAUUCCUUCGCACAAUGGAAUACAUUAAUUUAUUGUGGUAUCAGGGAGUGAGACAAAUUAGUUUGAAACAUCCUUUCACUUAGGACAUGCAAGUUAGCAAGUUCAAACCAUACCAGCAAUCCAUAAUGUUUUCGUUUCACACACGCACACCAUUUGCAGUGCCGCAUUGCUCCGCGGGCACGGACAAAUAUCCAUGCUGUUACCGUUGGUGAGGCCACAGUAGCUUUCUCACAGUCUGUACUCUUCACACAUCACAGCUUGUACACAACAGGGCCGGAUCGCCGGCCGGGAGUUUGAAACGUCACCCAUUUCCACUGUUUGGAAUGUAGCACUUCAAUCUGCUGCUGUGAUAUGUAGUACUAUAGAUUUCUCUGUUACAGGGAUCAUAAAGCUGUGUGAUAUUGUUCUUGUACUCGUAGGUACGUGAAGGAUUGCGCAUGUGCAAUCAUCAUAACGGCUCAUCUGGUGUAAACGCGAGCAGCUACAGUACAAGAGAAUCUCUCUGCUGCUUGUGUCAUACAGUAGGCUCAUGCCCCUGUGUUGGCAUCCUGGUUUUGCACCGGUGUACUUUAUAUUUGUAUAUGAAUAUUUUUUACCAUCUCUGUCUUCACACAUUAAAGCAGUUUUGUUUCAUUG
Molecule: messenger RNA, 6903 nt
Organism: Ornithodoros turicata
Lineage: Eukaryota; Metazoa; Arthropoda; Arachnida; Ixodida; Argasidae
Product: ATP-binding cassette sub-family A member 2-like
Exons: 26
Coding region: 339-5411 (1690 amino acids)
Biological process (GO): transmembrane transport
Cellular component (GO): membrane
Molecular function (GO): ABC-type transporter activity; ATP binding; ATP hydrolysis activity
Source: RefSeq, a predicted model, not a curated record